UAUAGUAUAAUACGAGCGAUAAAAAUAUAAUUUUUGAUAAACUUGAUAUGAUAUUUAAUAUAAGUACACAUAUACCUAACACUUUUUAUUAAUAUUGUGUGUACAAAAAUUAUUUACGUGCAAAGCACGUGUUGCAUUGCUAGUAAAUUAAAAUGUCUUCAAGGGCUUUAUAUCAAAAUAGAUGAAUAAAGAAUGUCCAGAAGGGUGUUUUGUUUAUUUUUUUCCGGUAGUAGUAGUUCAAAGAAAAUCUUUGCUAGAAAUCAAGUGCCUAACAAACUCUUGUCUUGCAGAGAACUUCUGGAUUUAAUGCAAGCCGGAACGCUGGAACCAGAAGUUGCAUUUCUCAAUGCAUCACUUAUCCCAGAUGUUUUCCCUCUUCUAGCAGCUGCACAUAAGACUCUUAUAUCCAAAUCAAGGGAAUCAUUGACAACACGUACGCUGCAUUCUGAGCUUGUUUACAACUACUCUGGCUCUAAGCAUAUCUCGGAAUCUUUGAAAAGAUGUGGCAUCUUGGACAACUCGCAUGACAUCCUCGUGGCUCGUUUUGGUGCUUCUACUGAUGAGAUGAUGGCUGUAGAGAAACUUAUCAAAGGUAAGGAGAUCGAUUUAGAUGAAUUGGAAGAGCGGGCAAAUCAAACCCAGAUACAAAAGCACUACAAAAUAUCUAACGUGGAACUAGGGAUAUCAUCAAUUGCUGAUGCUAUAGUUUGCCGGAUUGCUGCCCGUGAUGCUCUGUAA
Molecule: messenger RNA, 738 nt
Organism: Ilex paraguariensis (yerba mate)
Lineage: Eukaryota; Viridiplantae; Streptophyta; Magnoliopsida; Aquifoliales; Aquifoliaceae
Source: the annotation of a GenBank genome assembly